AUGGACAUUGGCAGAAUAGGGAACCGAAACGGGAAGGAAGGAAAAGGCAAAGACAAAGGCAAAGGAAAGGGGGACCAGGACCACAAAAAGGGCAAGGGCGACCACAACAACAAAGGCAAAGGAAAAGGGGACAAAAAGGGGAACCAGCAAGGAGGCAGAGACGGCAAAGAGAGAUGCCCCAUCUGCUGGAAAACGGGACACACCGUAAAGGAGUGCUGGUUUAACGCCAAGGGAAAAGGCAAAGGCAACAAGGGCCAGGUGGCCCAGGUGGCCGACGACGCGGCCACAACGUUGUCAACAGCCUCCUUGGCGACUGCGGGCCCCUCCGCGUCCCAAGCUGGAGGAAGCACUGGCGGCUCUGGCGGCAAAGGCCAGGUGCGCGACGACCGCAUCUUAGGUGUGCGGUUUGCCCCGCCUCACGACACCGAGCCAGAAGAAGACAAGAUCCUCAAGGUGUCGGGGAGUCUCCUUGUGGACUCCGGGGCGUGUGUGUCCGUGUGCAGGCCCGAGGCGUUUCCCGACCUGCAGCCCGCGGGCCCACCAAAAAGCCUUUACUCGGUGGACAGCAGCCUCCUGAAAACAAAGGGCCGUGUCCAGCCAAGCCUCCUCUUAGGGGAGGAGCGUCAGUCCUGCAAGGUCAACUUUGAAGUGACCGAGGACAUAGAGGACGAAAUCCUCAGCAUCAGCCGUGCUGUGGAGGCCGGUGCGGGCAUUUGGCUCCACCGAGAGGACAGCCACAUUUUGUGGCCCGACGGCGUCCGAGCCUCGAUCCUCAAGAAAGGGUCACAGUUCCUCCUACCCUACGAGCGGGAGCUCCCGCCGGGAUCAACAAACCGGGUGGCACCGGUGGAGGACGUGGCGAUGGAAGCAGCAGCCGACGAAGAGGCCGAAGCUGCUAAAGAGGAGGAGGCUGCGGGUAACCCCGCCCCUCUCGAGGAGCAGGCCGAGCAGCCUGACUCAAGGCCACGCGGCCUGAGGGCACCGCGCAACCCCACGGCGCAGGAACGCGCCGAGCACGAGCUCACUCACACGCCCUACCAGGCGUGGUGCGAGAAGUGCGUGGAGGGAAAGGCGCGCGAGGACCCACACCGCCGCCGUGAGCCCUCCGAUGAUCCGGUGACGCCGCUUGUCACCAUGGAUUAUCAGUUCUACAGCCGGGACGGGAAAGAGGUUGAAGAAGAAGCGUCGCUUGCCACGGUGCUGAACCUCACAGACAGGGCCACUGGCUGGACUCUGUCAAUUCCCGUGGCGCACAAAGGGCACAGACACGCGGCCUACGCCGCGGGGCUCGUGGAGCAGUUCGUGGACCGCCUGGGGUACGACAAGUUUACCCUACAGGCUGACCAAGAGAAUGCCAUAGCCUCUGUGGCCCGCGCGGUCCACCGCCGGCUUGGAGCUGCUAGGGAUCCGAGAAACGCACACCUAGCAGGCGAGGUUCGCACUUGGCUCUCGCAGCCAAGAGCGGACUACCCCGCCUUAGAGUGGGACACUUCGUCCAACUUGUUCCCGUGGCUUGUCAGGCACGUGGCCUGGCUGCAGGCCCGUUUCGGGACAAAGUCAACGGAUGGGGUGACGCCAUAUCGGGCAGCCACAGGCACCGACUAUGGUGGAGCACUUUGCUCCUUUGGAGAAACCGUUCUGGCGAAGCUCCCAAGGCCCGGGAACAAAGCGCAAGUGCGCUGGGUCAAAGGGGUCUGGGCCGGAAAGCUGGAGCGUGACGACACCCACGUGGUGCUGACGGAAGCAGGCGCACUCAACGUGAGAAGCGUCAGGCGACUCCCGCCUGAGACCCGGCACCAGACGGCAGCCGUCCUCAAAGCGUGCGGCCUGCCUUGGAACCCGAGAUUUGGCCGCGCAGCGCCAGCAGAGUGCAGCGAGCCGAUGAUGGUGCCAAUCCCUCUGGCCACGCCGGCAGAGGAAGUGGAGCGGCUAGAACCGCCCGGUGAGCCCUGGCUCUUCAGUGACGGGCCACGGCCCGACGACGAGGCCCUCCUGGUUGAAGGGGCCGAACAGGCCAGCAGGCAGCAGUUGCCGCAGCAAGCGUGCUACCGCAACCAGCGGCAAGCCCCGCCCGGGCCGCCAACGACGGCUCAGGCGAAGGGGGGCAGAACUGCGGGUUCCUCCGCGAGCGCAGCGGCAGCACAGCAGCCGCCUGGAGCAAAGAGUCGUGUGGAGCCUAAGAAGGCACCGCGGCUAGGAUCGCUCACGGAGCGCGAGGUGUGGCAGCACAUCGCUGCCUUAGCCGACCCGCCGCUCACCAACCACAAGGGCGAGCGGGACGCGUGGGUUGGGCAGGUGACAGACCUGCUAGACCGGAUGCUCGACCCCAAGGAGGUCGAGCAAGCAUGCAAGGAGCAGCUGAGAAAGCUGUGGGACCGAGGCGCUUUCACGCCUGUGCUGCGGUCUGAAGUACCGCGCGGGGCGCAGCUGUUCAGGGCAAAGUGGGCAGACAAGUGCGACAAAGGAAGGUACAAGUCAAGGUGUACCUGUGCCGACGUUAAAGCCCGCUACAGCCCAGAACAGGAAGCUGGCUUGGACGUUUUCGUCCCAACGCCAACGCCCGAGAGUCAUUCCCUGUUGGAGGUAGCAGCGCUACACAACGAAGGGUGGGUCACAAGGUCUCUGGAUAUUGUGGCCGCCUUCCUCAUAGGGAAGGACCGCGGUGCGGCGGAAGGCCGCCCGGUCUACACCUUGAAGCUGAAAUUGAGAUCACUUCAGUCAAUCGAUUUUCACCCGGACUUGGAAUCUUCGAGCAAGCCUGCCCAGAGCAAGCACACGUGGAGGGAGUAA
Messenger RNA from Symbiodinium sp. CCMP2592, 2790 nucleotides. NCBI's taxonomy places the organism in Eukaryota, Dinophyceae, Suessiales, Symbiodiniaceae. The record is from the annotation of a GenBank genome assembly.